Molecule: messenger RNA, 684 nt
Organism: Sphaeroforma arctica JP610
Lineage: Eukaryota; Ichthyosporea; Ichthyophonida
Exons: 5
Coding region: 1-684 (227 amino acids)
Biological process (GO): proteasome assembly
Cellular component (GO): cytosol; nucleus
Source: RefSeq, a predicted model, not a curated record
AUGCAGCAGCAGAGCUGCAAUUCAAUAUUUGUACAUUGCGACGAUGUUCCUGAUUUCUCUGGAUACACGCUGGUAUUGCCGGCUGUGUCGAUAGGCAAUGUACCUCAAUUAACUGUUGAUCUAUUAAUUAGCACCCUCGCCCCUAAACGGGUCGGGUUCUUGCACGAUCGGGCGCUGCUACCCGUGUUUGGAUGUGACGCGUACAGUGAAAGUGGCCAUAACUCCACGACUAGUGCGGAUGUGUACAUGUGCGAAGAGAAACAAUUGGCGAUUAUACAACAAAGAUCUCCAGCUAUCAAGUCUCAACGAAGACACUUGGCCGACAGAAUGACUGAAUGGAUAACCGCGGCGAACUUUGGCUCUGUAGUCCUCCUGACUAGCAGUGACGCCAAUAACAGUGGCGACAACACCAUGCUUGCAAAUAGUGCGUCUCUGAGAUAUGUGGGAAAUCAGCACCAGGAUAUUACCAACAACUUCGCCCAGUUCGGGUGGCAACCGUGGGCUCCUGUAUCCAGUUCGGCCCCAUAUCUUAUGGCUGAGGAGCGAGCCCGUUUGGAGAAACAACGUGUGACUGGAGGUGGCUUGACCAGGUCGCUUUAUGACGCAUGUGAGGAGAAGACGAUACCUUUAGUAACAUUGGUAAGUGGGAGAGGCGCGCAAUGGGACUUCAAGGGUUUUGUGUGA